Messenger RNA from Trichosurus vulpecula (common brushtail), 933 nucleotides. RefSeq names its product olfactory receptor 150-like. The transcript has a single exon. The record is from RefSeq and is a predicted model, not a curated record. Gene Ontology annotation, molecular function: olfactory receptor activity; G protein-coupled receptor activity; odorant binding. Lineage: Eukaryota; Metazoa; Chordata; Mammalia; Diprotodontia; Phalangeridae. Gene Ontology annotation, cellular component: membrane. Gene Ontology annotation, biological process: G protein-coupled receptor signaling pathway; sensory perception of smell. The coding region runs from base 1 to 933 and encodes 310 amino acids.
AUGGACAAAGGAAAUUACUCACUAGUGACUGAGUUCAUCCUCACAGGGCUAACAGACCAGCCAGAGCUCCAGCUGCCCUUCUUCUUCCUGUUCCUAGGGAUUUAUAUGGCCACAGUGGUGGGGAACCUGGGUAUAAUUAUAUUGAUUAGACUCAGUUCAGAUCUUCAUACUCCCAUGUAUCAUUUCCUCUGCAGCUUGUCCUUCAUUGAUCUCUGUCAAUCAACAGUCAUCACUCCCAAAAUGUUGGUGAACUUUGUGGCAGAAAAAAACACUAUCUCUUAUCCAGCAUGCAUGACUCAGUUCUAUUUUUUUGCCAUUUUUGGAAUCUCUGAAUGUCACAUGUUGGCUGUGAUGGCAUAUGACCGCUAUGUUGCUAUAUGUCAUCCUCUUCAUUAUACUCUUAUGAUGUCUUAUGAAGUGUGUUCAUGGUUGAUGGGUGGGGUAUAUAUAUUAGGCCUUACUGGGGCCACAGCUCAUGCAGGCUGCUUGCUUAGAGUGCUCUUCUGUAAGGAAAAUGCCAUUAAUCAUUACUUCUGUGAUCUUCUUCCACUCUUAAAGCUAUCUUGUUCUAACACAUAUGUCAAUGAAGUGGUGGCUCUGGCAUUCAGCACAUUUAAUAUCCUUUUCCCAACACUGACCAUUAUUUGCUCUUAUGUUUUAAUCAUUAUUAGCAUUUUAAAAAUUCAAUCCACUGACAGCAGAUCAAAAGCCUUUAGCACCUGCAGUUCCCACAUUGCAGCAGUUGGUGUCUUCUUUGGCUCCCUUACAUUCAUGUACCUGCAGCCAUCUUCAUCCAGCUCCAUGGAUCAGGGGAAAGUGUCCUCUGUCUUUUACACUAUCAUUGUGCCCAUGCUAAACUCUCUCAUCUAUAGUCUGAGAAAUAAGGAUGUCAAAAUUGCCUUGAAGAAAGUCAUAAAAAGAAUAUUCUAUUGA